GUCUGUCGCUGCUGCGCUAGCCAAGCGGUCGCUGCCUGUUGUUUUCAUGUUAAAGGAGACUUUCCCCCUUCGGAGUAGUAAGAAGAUGACACCCGUCCUUGGAAGCUUCGUUUGAGGACAUUUAACCCACCGUGAAGACUAGCUAACAACAGUUAGAGUGUUUGCUCUGUGCACCCCCCAGUCAGUAAGGGCAAAGAGCCCUCCAGCUCACUCAUCACCCCACCACCACAUCCAUGUUGACUGCGGCAGCCUGCUUCUGAGUCCGGGUCUUCAAACGUCGCGACCUCUUUGUUUGUGUAUGGGCACGAUCCGGUUAAACCGCAGCAGCUCGUAUUAACGACCACCGUAAGCUCCGGUCUCCGCCGUAGUCGGUAUGAAGCACCGUUAACGCAUUAAAAUGGCUGCUGAAAUGGCACUAGGAGGAGAAUGGUAUUAAAUCAACGCAGUAAGUUGAUAUCGCACAGCCAAGGCCAAGCUUCCUAUAAGCUACUUUGGCUAACAAAUGAUGGAUUAGCUGCGCGAGAGGCGUUGAUUGAUGUUGGGAUAUUUAGGAAGGUCUUUCCAGCAAGAGGUAGUGUGCAGGAGAUUCCUCCUGCUUCAGAUCUAUGCAUGCGGUUAACCCACACGCUUUAGGGAAGACGUAAAUAAUUAUUUACGCUUUGUAAUCAGACUUAGCUAAGCCUUAAAUGAAGCAUGUCUAACUCUGAAAGAAUAUGCAGAACUCCUUGUUUAUAACGGAAAUAGUCUGAGGCUUGCUCCCAAAGCGGGUCUCAAGGCCCCGGCUUUCUGCUCAGGUCGGAUCUCCCUGGAAGUAAAAACCAAAAGGCACACCAAACUAUGGAUCCUGGUGGGAAAUAUAGGAGCACGUUACCCUGUUUUGGACCCAAACUAGCCACCACCAUCAGCGAUCCGAGGGGGAUCAACAAAUACUUGGUGGCGUAUGUUUUGUUUUCCUUUGUACUGUUGACUCACGCCUCGCCGGCGAAGUCCUGUGACAAGAACUGUCUGUCGGGGAAAUGUGUGAACGGCUCCUGCGUGUGUGACCGUGGAUGGGUCGGAGAUCAUUGCCAGCACUGCCAGGGAAGGUUCAAAUUGACGGAACCUUCAGGAUACCUCACCGAUGGUCCCAUCAACUACAAGUACAAAACCAAGUGCACCUGGCUUAUUGAAGCCUAUCCAAAUGCAGUCCUGCGGUUACGAUUCAACCACUUUGCUACAGAAUGUAGUUGGGACCAUUUGUACAUCUAUGACGGAGAUUCGGUUUAUGCUCCUCUGGUUGCAGUUUUCAGCGGCCUUAUCGUACCGGAGAUACGAGGUAAUGAGACGGUUCCUGAGGUGGAGACAACUUCAGGCUAUGCGCUAUUACACUUUUUCAGCGAUGCAGCCUAUAAUCUGACAGGAUUUGAAAUUUUUUACUCGAUAAACUCUUGUCCCAAUAACUGCUCCGGUCAUGGGAAGUGCACACCAGGAAACUCGGCUGCCAGCAGAGUGUACUGUGAGUGUGAUAAGUACUGGAAAGGUGAGGACUGCGGCAUCCCCUAUUGCAGGAACAACUGCGGGAGCCCCGACCACGGCUACUGCGACCUCACCGGCGAGAAGCUGUGUGUCUGCAACGACAGCUGGCAAGGCCCAGAUUGCACACUAACUGUACCUUCAACCGAGUCCUUCUGGGUCCUGCCCAGCGUCAAGCCCUUUGGCACCUCCCUCGCCAGAGCUUCCCACAAGGCCGUGGUGCAGGAAAAGGUCAUGUGGGUGGUGGGUGGAUACACGUUUAACUACAGCUCGUUCCAGAUGAUCCUUAACUACAACCUAGAGAGCGGCGUUUGGAACACCGUUCCUAUCAGUAGUGGCCCUGUGCCAAGAUAUGGCCACUCACUUUCUGCCUACCAGGAUGAUAUCUAUAUGUUCGGUGGGAAACUAGAGGCCAGCUGGGGGAACGUGACAGAGGAGCUGUGGGUGUUUAACAUACCCAGUCGCACGUGGCAGCGGAGAACCCCCGUCGUUGGCUCGCCGGCUCAAGCUCAGAUCUAUGCUGUGGAGGGACACACGGCUCACUGCGUCCAGCUGAGCAGCGGCGAGACCAUCAUGCUGGUCAUCUUUGGCUACUCCCCCAUCUACAGCUACAUCAGCAACGUUCAAGAGUACAACUUGAAGUCUAACAUAUGGUUGGUGCCUGAGACAAAAGGUGCCAUUCCUCAGGGAGGAUACGGCCACAGCAGCACAUACGACAGCGCCAGCGGCAGCAUCUACAUCCAUGGGGGCUACAAAGCUCUGCCAGCCAACAAAUAUGGCCUUGUUGACGACCUCUACAGAUACGACAUGAACACGCGGACGUGGUUCAUUCUGAGAGAAAGCAGCUUUCCACGGUACUUACAUUCAGCCGUGCUCCUCAGUGGCACUCUGCUCGUCUUUGGUGGCAACACACACAACGACACGUCACUCAGCAACGGGGCCAAGUGCUUUUCUGCCGAUUUUCUCGCCUACGAUAUCGCCUGUGAUGAGUGGAGAGUCCUGCCCAAGCCAGAUCUGCACAGGGAUGUCAACCGCUUUGGUCACUCCGCUGUCGUUAGCAACGGGUCCAUGUAUGUGUUUGGAGGCUUUUCCAGUGUGCUGCUCAAUGACGUGCUAGUGUACCGACCCCCCAGCUGCCAGGCCUUCCUGACCGAGGAGGGCUGCGUGAAGGCUGGGCCGGGGGUUCGCUGCAUCUGGAGCAGAGGUCGCUGUCUCCCCUGGGAGCCCAGCACCACUAACGGCAGCCUCGCACCUGCCUCAUUCUGCCCUUCUAAAGCUGUGACGAUGGAUGAGUGGUGUUACAGGUUCUCUGACUGUGGCAGCUGCACAGCAAACACCAAAGGCUGUCAGUGGUGUGACGACAAGAAGUGCAUCUCUGCAGCUAGCAACUGCACAUCUAAUGUGAAGAACUUCACGGAGUGUCCGGUGCGGAACGAGCAGGUGUGCAGCAAGCUUGCCAACUGCAAGAGCUGCUCCCUGAAUCUAAACUGUCAGUGGGACCAGAAUCACUCCCAGUGCCUGGCGUUGCCUGCCCAGCAAUGCAGCGAGGGUUGGAGCCAGGUGGGCGACGCUUGCCUGAGGAUCAACUCCAGCCGUGAGAGCUACGACAACGCCCAGCACUACUGCAAGAACCUGAACGGGAACAUUGCCUCCCUCACCACCUCCAAACAAGUGGAGUUUGUGCUGGAGGAGCUCAAGCAGCUCCAGCAACAAGAAAAGCGUCUGUCCCCAUGGGUGGGCCUGAGGAAGAUCAAUGUGUCCUACUGGGGUUGGGAGGACAUGUCUCCUUUCACCAACAGCAGCUUGCGUUGGCUGCCUGGAGAGCCCAGUGACUCUGGUUUUUGCGCCUACUUGGAGGAGCCUCAGGUGUCGGGCCUGAAGGCCAAUCCGUGCACUGCUACUGCCCAUGGGCUUAUCUGUGAAAAAGCAACAGGAAACCCCAAUCAGAAUAGCCGUUCUUCCUGCAAGAAGCCUUGCUCUCUGCACACAAACUGUGCCAACUGUACCAGCCAGGCCAUGGAGUGUAUGUGGUGUGGCAGCACACAGCGCUGCGUGGACUCCACGGCGUAUGUCAUCUCCUUCCCCUAUGGCCAGUGUCUGGAGUGGCAGACUACAGACUGUCUGGCUCAGAACUGUUCAGGAUUGCGGACCUGUUCCCAGUGCCUGGAGCAGCCGGAGUGUGGCUGGUGUGGAGAUCCCAGCAGCACAGGAAAGGGGCUGUGCAUAGAGGGUUCCUACCGGGGCCCAAUGAAAAGAUUGGCCAAGCAGGGCCAGCAAAGCCCUUCCCGUGACAUGAGCCUGGAGCCAGGCAGCUGCCCCAAAGACAAGGGCUUUGAGUGGGCCUUCAUUCACUGCCCUGCCUGCCAGUGUAACGGCCACAGCACGUGUGUCAACGGAAGUGUGUGUGAGCAGUGCCGUAACCUUACCACUGGUCUACACUGCGAAACCUGCAUGCCCGGUUACCAUGGAGACCCAACCAAUGGUGGAAAAUGCCAAGCUUGUAAGUGCAAUGGUCACGCAAACGUAUGCCAGGUGUUAACGGGCAAAUGCUUCUGCACCACCAAGGGGAUCAAAGGAGACCAGUGCCAGCUAUGUGACUCAGAAAACCGUUACCUUGGCAAUCCACUCAGAGGAACCUGCUACUAUAAUCUUCUGAUCGACUACCAGUUCACAUUUAGCCUCAUCCAAGAAGAUGAUGACCACUACACCGCCAUCAACUUUAUGGCCUCGCCUGAGCAGACAAACAAGAACUUGGACAUGUCCAUCAACGCAUCCAACAACUUCAACCUCAAUAUUACGUGGUCAGUGGGCUCAACAGCUGGAACCAUCUCUGGAGAGGAAGUGCCCAUUGUGUCCAAAACAAACAUCAAGGAAUACAGAGACAGUUUCUCCUGUGAAAAGUUCACCUUUAGAAGCAACCCUAAUAUUACUUUCUACGUGUAUGUCAGUAACUUCUCAUGGCCAAUCAAAAUCCAGAUUGCCUUCUCCCAACACAGCAGUAUCAUGGACCUGGUCCAGUUCUUUGUGACAUUUUUCAGUUGCUUUCUGUCUCUACUCCUGGUGGCAGCAGUGGUGUGGAAGAUCAAGCAGACCUGCUGGGCUUCGCGUCGCAGAGAACAGCUGAUGAGAGAGCGUCAGCAGAUGGCCAGUCGUCCAUUUGCAUCCGUCGCUGUUUCCCUGGAUGCCAGAGGAGAGCUAACAGAAUUCCUGCAGCCUGUGGUGGAUGGUGUGCCUAAGCCUGUUGCCAUGGAGCCUUGUUCUGGAGGGAAAGCUGCCGUGUUGACGGUCCUCAUGCGUCUACCUUCUGGACCCUCAGGCUUACCUCCACCUGGACAGUCAGGACUCAUUGUUGCCAGUGCACUGAUAGACAUUUCACAGCAGAAACCAUCCGACUUUAAGGACAAGUCUCAAGCUUUAAAGAACCGAAAAGCCCUUCCUCCAGCUCACCAGGGGACCUGUGUCUGACCCGUAACCUUUCAACUUGUUGGUUACCUUUUUUUGCACCAUCUGAGAGGUCACAACGUCCCAACAUGUCUCAGGUCCCAGCUGGAAGCUUUUGUUUUUCUCCAGGUAUAUGACAUGGCUUAAAGACAUGGCUGCUUGUAGAAGAUUUUGUUACGCUGCUACCAGUCACCUCUACGGCUCUCGUGUUGCAAGAGCAAGUUGCCUUUACGUGAGUCAGAAAUCAUCCACCAGCUUCUGCACCAGGCUGCUGAGCUCCAUCCUGUUUUUUGUUUUUCUUUAGCUAAUGCAGCAAUGUUGAUGGCUCUGCCAAAUCAGGUGGAGUGUAACAUAUGAUCAGAAGAGGCUGCCCGUUGGAUUUGUGACCUUUUUGUUUUUCCUUUGGGUACUAAAGCAUUUGGUUCACCUGGCUCGGCCUUUGCUGUGUCAAGUGACCUCAUUCUGCUCACCUGGGCUACAAAAUCUCUAUUUAAACUCCCAUUUCUAAAACCAAACUACCAUCCUAAUUCUCUCUCUAGUGAAAUCCACCAAUGAUUUGUUUUUACCCCCUCCUGUACCUGCACCUGGAUCAUCCGUCCAACAGAAGCUAAAGUCUGUAUUCUCAUUGGGAGACGUAAACUCAUGCUGCAGACCCAUGACCCGAGGGAGAAGACGGCGGACCUGACGGAGGCACGAACAAAUUGUUUAGCAUGAAAAGUUUCUUAACAAGUUUGAUGCAUUUUAUUAAGAAACUGGAAGUUACUUUUUUGUGUAGUUACUCUUUAAUAAAUACAACAAAACAAAAAAAUCUCUGAAAAUCUGGUUUGUUCUUUACUGUAAGUAUUUUUUGGGAGGGUAUUUUGACACUUUUGAACCUGUUGGGGUGGAUGGAUGCUGUUUCAGAGCUCCACACUCAGAAUGAGACCAGGGACAGGAUUUUUCUCUGGCUGUUUGUUUUGUACAUUUUUUAACAGUCCCCUGAUUUUCUGACUUGAUUUCAGGCUCUUUUUUUUAUUGCCUUGUCUCUAUGAACUCUUGUGCAGGGGAGAUGAGGAUCAGAAUACGUUUUUAAGCUGUACAGCGUCUUGUUCGAACAAAUCCGUGUCUUUGUCAUUCACACUUCCUGAGGUUUCAUGUGCUGACGUCACGUUUUUAUGACUGAAUUGCAAAUAUGUUUUGGCUAUUUUAGGCCUUGUUACCUGAUACUAUAAUAUCUAUAGUAAAUUGUUAUUUGUAAAGAGCUUUUUUUUGUUUGUUUAUUUGUUUUGAUAUUUAACAGAUUACUGUGCAAUGGAGCAUUGGACUUGAUUUAUUUUUCAUGAACCUGAUUUCAAUCCCUUUUAGUUGUGCAUCUUUACAAACUGUUUGGGCAUUGUCUUGCUUUUUUGUUGUUGUUGCAUAAAGUGGUCACUAUGAUGCAUUGUAUGGCUAAUGUAUGCCAGCUAAUGUGUUUUUCCUUUGUGUUUGUAAAGUAAUUCUUUAAUACUGUUGUUACAGGAAUCAGGAUCCCAUUGUACCAUUAAAGAAAAGAUGCAUAUCAAUAACCACCGAUGUAUUUUAAAGUUAGAAGACAUUGCGGAAAAUUAAAAGAAAAAACAAAAUAUAUAACAGAAAG
Molecule: messenger RNA, 6568 nt
Organism: Nothobranchius furzeri (turquoise killifish)
Lineage: Eukaryota; Metazoa; Chordata; Actinopteri; Cyprinodontiformes; Nothobranchiidae
Gene: atrnl1b
Product: attractin-like 1b
Cellular component (GO): Golgi apparatus
Molecular function (GO): protein binding
Source: RefSeq, a predicted model, not a curated record